Messenger RNA from Mercenaria mercenaria, 1077 nucleotides. RefSeq names its product ficolin-2-like. Bases 1 to 1077 code for a protein of 358 amino acids. The record is from RefSeq and is a predicted model, not a curated record. The transcript has 12 exons. Lineage: Eukaryota; Metazoa; Mollusca; Bivalvia; Venerida; Veneridae.
AUGGACAAGACACAACAUCAAAUACGCUCUUUCGAUGGAGAAGUUAUUAUGUCAAGUAUCCCCUGGAGGGAUGAAGAGUUGAUGUCAAGCAUCCCCUGGAGGGAUGAAGAGUUGUUUUGCUAUUUAACCCUGAUCUCUGAAUUAGAAAGGAAGGGAGCACCACUUCAGCUACAGAGCACCUUAGCUUCCGGGCAGAGCUCUGGAACCGCAACCACCAAAGGACCAACCGAUACGGAUGCUUCGGCAUUCUUUCAAAUGAUGAACAACUGUGAGUUUUUUAGAACUGAUGAUGGAGACAGACUUUAUGAGAAAAUAAAUGAAGAAACAACACCCGAAGAAGCUGGAGGUAGUGAAAAUCUUGUUGAUCUUUUGUCGGAGAGGGUAUCGGCUAUUACCUAUCAAGAUGCAAAGAAAAUUCUUGUCAGUUUAUGCAGCAGUAUCCCAAAAGAAAUGAAAUGUAUGAAGAUUGACAUUUCAGAAUCCAGCUGCAAAGAAAUCUCAGAGAAUAAUUCCUCUUCAAGAAGUGGUCUGUAUGAGAUAAAGUUAUUGAAGUCAAAGAAGGCACAAACAGUCUACUGUGACAUGGACACAGACGGCGGUGGUUGGACGGUGUUUCAGAACAGAUUUGACUUUUCAGUAGACUUUAAUCGCAAUUUCUCGGAAUAUGAAAACGGCUUUGGUGACUUAAACGGUGAAUUUUGGUUAGGUCUCAAGAUUGUACAGGAAAUGACAUAUCAAGGUACAACUGAGUUCAGGCUGGAUGUCACCACGGUUGACGACGACACUUUGACCGAAACCUACCAGAACUUUUAUCUAGACAAAGGCCCAGAAUAUACCCUUCACAUUGGUACACCAGGUUCAGCACGAACUAAGCUUGUGUAUAACAAUGGUCAGCAUUUUACAACUUAUGACUUUGACCAAGAUAGUAACUCUAGGGCUAACUGUGCAUCCCGUGACCAUGGUGCUUGGUGGCACAAUGUAUGUACCAGACUUACUCUAAAUGGGUAUAGGAUGAGUUACGGCGGAACUAUAAGUGAAUGGCUUCAGCUUAAAACAACUAAAAUGAUGUUUCGAUGA